AUGACCAUAGGCUCGAUUCACAGCAGUAGCAACCACUACAACAGGAGGCAAUACAACAUCAGCAGCAACCACAGGAGCCCACAAAUCAGUAGCAGCAACUACUGCAGAAGGAGGCAACACAACAACAGCAGCAACCACUGCAGCAGGAGGCAACACAACAGCAGCAGCAACCACAGGAGCCCAACCAACAUUAGCAGCAAGCACUGCAGCAACCACAGGCACCCACACAACAGCAGCAGCAACCCCUGCAGCAACCACAGGAGCCCACACAACAGCGGCAGCAACCACUGCAACAACCACAGGAAACCACACAACAGCAGCAGUAACCUCUGGAUCAGGAGGUACCACAAGAGAAGCAGCAACCACAAGAGCCCAACCAACGUCAGCAGCAACAACUGCAGCAACCACAGGAACCCACACAACAACAGCAGAUACCACUGCAGCAGGAGACAACACAACAGCAGCAGCAACCCUUGCAGCAAUGACAGGAACCCAUACAACAGCAGCAGCAACUACAGGAACCCACACAACAGCAUCAGCAACCACUGCAGCAGAAGGCAACACAUUAGCUACAGCAACCACAGCAGCCCACAAAACAGCAUCAGCAACCACUGCAGUGGUAGUCAACACAACAACAGCAGCAACCACUGCAGCAGGAGGCAACACAACAGCAGGAGCAAUGAUAGGAGCCCACACAACAGCAUCAACAACCACUGCAGCAGUAGGCAACACAACAACAGCAGCAACCAUAGUAGCCCCCCCAACAGCAGCAGCAACCACUGCAACAAGAGGCAACACGACAUCAGCAGCAACCACUGUAUCAGGAAGCAACAGAACAGCAGCAGGAACCACUGCAGCAGGAGGCAACACGACAACAGCAGCAACCACUGCAUCAGGAAGAAACACAAUAGCAGCAGGAACCACUGCAGCAGGACGCAACACAAUAGCAGCAGCAACCAUAAGAACCCACACAACAGCAGCAGCAAUCUCUACAGCAACCCACACAACAGAAGCAGCAACCCUUGCAGCAGCAAUCAUAGGAACCCACACAACAGCAGCAGCAACCUCUGCAUCAGAAGGUACCACAACAGAAGCAGCAACCACAGAAGCCCAACCAACAUCAGCAGCAACCACUGCAGCAACCACAGGAACCCACACAACAGCAGCAGCAACCACUGCAACAGGAGGCAACACAACAGCAGCAGAAGCCACAGGAACCCACACAAUAGGAGCAGCAACCCCAGCAGCAAUGACAGGAACCCACACAACAACAGCAGGAACUACAGGAACCCACACAACAGCAGCAGCAACCACUGCAACAGGAGGCAACACAACAGUAGCAGCAACCACUGCAGUAGUAAGCAACACAACAACAACAGCAACUACAGUAGCUCAAACAAAAGCAGCAGCAUCCGGAGGCAACACAAAAGCAGCAGCAACCACAGGAGUCCUCACAACAGCAGCAGCAAACACAGGAGCUCACACAGCAGCAGUAGCAACCACAGGAGCCCUGGCAACAGCAGCAGCAACCCCUGCGGCAACGACAGGCGCUCACACAAAAGCAGCAGCAACUACAGGAACCCACACAACAGCAGCAGCAACCCCUGCAGCAACCACAGCAACCCCCACAACAGCAGCAGCAACCACUACAGCAGAAGGCAACCCCACAGCAGCAGCAACUACAAUAGCCCAAACAACAGCAGCAGACACCACUGCAGCAGUUGGCAACAAAACAGCAGCAGUAACUGCAGGAGCCCCCACAGCAGCAGCAGCAACUACAGGAACCCACACAACAGCAGCAGCAACCAUUACAGCAGAAGGCAACCCCACAGCAGCAGCAACUACAAUAGCCCAAACAACAGCAGCAGCAAUCACUGCAGCAGUUGGCAACAAAACAGCAGCAGUAACUGCAGGAGCCCCCACAGCAGCAGCUGCAACUACAAUUGCCCAAACAACAGCAGCAGCAACCACUGCAGUAUUAGACAACCCCACAGCAGGAGCAACUACAGUAGCCCAAACAACUGCAGCAGCAACCACUGCAGCAGGAGGCAACACAACAGCAGCAGCAACCACAGGAGUCCAUAUAUCAGCAGCAACAACCACUGCAGUAUUAGACAACCCCACAGCAGCAGCAACUACAGUAGCCCAAACAACUGCAGCAGCAACCACUCCAGCAGGAGGCAACACAACAACAGCAGCAACCACUACAUCAGGAGGCAACACAACAGCAGCAGCAACCUCUGCUUCAGGAGCAGCAGCAACCGCAGGAGCCCUGACAACAGCAGCAGCAACCCCUGCAGCAACCACAGCCACCCACACAACAGCAGCAGCAACCCCUGCGGCAACCACAGGAGCUCACACAACAGCAGUAGCAAUCACAGGAGCCCAGACAACAGCAGCAGCAACCCCUACAGCAAUCACAGAAACCCACAUGACAGCACCAGGACCAACACAAACCAACAUAAUAGCAGCAGCAACCACUGCAGCGGGAGGCAACACAACAGCAGCAGCAACCGCAGGAGCCCACAUAUCAGCAUCAGUGACCAUUGCAGCAGUAGACAACACAACAACAGUAGCAACCAUAGUAGCCUCCCCAACACCAGCAGCAACCACUGCAGCAGGAGGAAACACAACAGCAGCAGCAACCACUACAUCAGGAGGCAACACAACAGCAGCAGAAACCACUGCAGUAUUAGACAACCCCACAGCAGCAGCAACUACUGUAGCCCAAACAACUGCAGCAGCAACCACUGCAGCAGGAGGCAACACAACAGCAGCAGCAACCUCUGCAUCAGGAGGUACCACAACAGAAGCAGCAACCACAGAAGCCCAACCAACAUCAGCAGCAACCACUACAGCAACCACAGGAACCCCCACAACAGCAGCAGCAACCACUGCAGCAGUUGGCAACAAAACAGCAGCAGUAACUGCAGGAGCCCCCACAGCAGCAGCAGCAAUUACAAUUGCCAAAACAACAGCAGCAGCAACCACUACAGCAGAAGGCAACCCCACAGCAGCAGCAACUACAAUAGCCCAAACAACAGCAGCAGCAACCACUGCAGCAGGAGGCAACACAACAGCAGCAGCAAUCACAGGAGCCCAGACAACAGCAGCAGCAACCCCUGCAGCAAUCACAGGAGCCCACAUGACAGCAGCAGGACCAACACGGACCUUCACAACAGCAGCACCAACCACUGCAACAGGAGACAACACAACAGCAGCAGCAACCACUGCAGCAGUAGGCAACACAACAACAGCAGUAACUGCAGGAGCCCCCACGACAGUGGCAGCAACCACUGCAGCAGUAGGCAAUACAACAGCAGCAACCAUAGGAGGCCACAUAUCAGCAGCAUCAACCACUGCAGUAUUAGUGAACCCCACAGCAGCAGCAACUACAAUAACCCAAACAACAGCAGCAGCAACCACUACAGCAGGAGGAGCUCACACAACAGCAGCAGCAACCCCUGCAGCAACCACAGCAACCCCCACAACAGCAGCAGCAACCACUGCUGUAGUAGGCAACACAACAACAGCAGCAACUACAGUAGCCCAAACAACAGCAGCAGCAUCCGGUGCAGCAACCACAGCAACCCCCACAACAGCAGCAGCAACCACUGCAGCAGUAGGCAACACAGCAACAGCAGCACUCACACGAGCCCACGCAACAGCAACCACUGCAGCAGUAGGCAACACAACAGCAGCAGCAACCUCUGCAUCAGGUGGUACCACAAUAGCAGCAGCAACCACAGGAGCCAACAAAGCAGCAGCAGCAACCACUGCAGCAGGAGGAACCACAGCCACCCACACAAUAGCAGCAGCAACCCGUGCGGCAACCACAGGAGCUCACACAACAGCAGCAGCAACCCCUGCAGCAACCACAGCAACCCCCACAACAGCAGCAGCAACCACUGCUGUAGUAGGCAACACAACAACAGCAGCAACUACAGUAGCCCAAACAACAGCAGCAGCAUCCGGUGCAGCAACCACAGCGACCCCCACAACAGCAGCAGCAACCACUGCAGCAGUAGGCAACACAGCAACAGCAGCAAUCACAGGAGCCCACACAACAGCAGCAGCACUCACACGAGCCCACGCAACAGCAACCACUGCAGCAGUAGGCAACACAACAGCAGCAGCAACCUCUGCAUCAGGUGGUACCACAACAGCAGCAGCAACCACAGGAGCCCCCACAGCACCAGCAGCAACCACAGGAGCCCUGAAAACAGCAGCAGCAACCCCUGCAGCAACCACAGCCACCCCCACCCUCACAACAGCAGCAGCAACCACUGCAGCAGUUGGCAACAAAACAGCAGCAGUAACUGCAGGAGCCCCCACAACAGUGGCAGCAACCACUGCAGCAGUAGGAAAUACAACAGCAGCAGCAACCCCUGCAGCAACCACAGCCACCCACACAAUAGCAGCAGCAACCCCUGUGGCAACCACAGGAGCUCACACAACAUCAGCAGCAACGACAGGAACCCACAUAACAGCAGCAGCAACCCCUGCAGCAACCACAGCAACCCCCACAACAGCAGCAGCAACCACUGCAGCAGUUGGCAACAAAACAGCAGCAGCAAUCACAGGAGCCCACACAACAACAGCAGCAACCACACAAGCCUACACAACAGCAGCAGCAACUACAGCAGCCCACACAAGAGCAGCAGCAACCCCUGCAGCAACCACAGCAACCCCCACAACAGCAGCAGCAACCACUGCAGCAGUUGGCAACAAAACAGCAGCAGUAACUGCAGGAGCCCCCACAACAGCAGCAGCAACCACUGCAGCAGUAGGUAA
Molecule: messenger RNA, 4794 nt
Organism: Thunnus maccoyii (southern bluefin tuna)
Lineage: Eukaryota; Metazoa; Chordata; Actinopteri; Scombriformes; Scombridae
Product: homeobox protein 2-like
Exons: 6
Coding region: 1-4794 (1597 amino acids)
Source: RefSeq, a predicted model, not a curated record